GAAGCAAAGGCUCCAAAGUAAGUUGUGAGUUGUGAGUUGUGAGUUGUGAUUUGUGAGGAGAAUAUGAAGGUGCUAGUUUUGUUUGUUGCUACGGUCCUAGCUGCAUCAUGGCAAUGCCAUGGAACAAUGUACCAAACUUUCCCUCUCCAAAUGAAAACCGGGUCUGACUCUGACGUGGAUGUAUCUUGUGCCAGUUGGAGGCUUGGUGUGGAAGCACACAACCUCAUCAACUGGCAAACCGUUCCUCUUAAGUGCCAAGAAUACAUAGCCAGUUACCUUCUUGAUGGCCAGUAUAGAUCAGACUCCAAAACCGUUUGUCGUGAAGCUUACUUCUACGCCAAAAAACUUAACUUAACUAACAGAGAUAUUUUCAUUUUCGACGUCGAUGAGACCCUACUCUCUAACCUCCCUUAUUUUGCUAACCAUGGAUUCGGGGUGGAACCACAUAACAAGACAGCGUUUAGUAAAUGGGUUGCCUCCGGUGAAGCAUUUGCACUUCCCGAGACCCUUAAACUCUACAACAAGAUCUUGUCUCUUGGCAUCAAGGUUGUUUUCUUAUCAGAAAGAAGACUGGAUCAAAAGGAUGUUCUGGUUAAGAACUUGAAGGAUGCUGGGUACCCCACAUGGGAAAAGUUAAUUGUCAGGGAUCCAGCUUCCUUUGGUGGUGAUGAUACAUUUGAAUACAAAUCAGCUGAGAGGGUGAAGUUGGUGGGAAGUGGAUACAGAAUCAUUGGGAACAUUGGAGACCAAUGGAGUGAUAUUGUGGGAAGAUACAAAGGCUUUAGGACCUUUAAGUUGCCAAAUCCCUUGUACUACAGUUGAGCUUUUCAGGCUCUCUAGCUCCUAUCUAAGGAAUAAGAUACAUUAUGUGGUAAAAUAGGAGCACUAGCUAGCUAUGUACUAUGUCACUCUAUGUUGUCUUGUUUUGGGGUGUGAAAUUUGGGUCGUGUAAGAGACUGCACAUCGUUGCUUUCUUUUUGCGUGGUUUGGUAAGUUAUGAGCCCUCGUUCCAUUUACAAA
Cajanus cajan (pigeon pea) is the source of this 1020-nucleotide messenger RNA. Its product is annotated as stem 28 kDa glycoprotein. NCBI's taxonomy places the organism in Eukaryota, Viridiplantae, Streptophyta, Magnoliopsida, Fabales, Fabaceae. Gene Ontology annotation, molecular function: acid phosphatase activity. The record is from RefSeq and is a predicted model, not a curated record.